AGAGCAUUGGAACCAUCAUAUAUCCAAGCCCGGAAUCCAUUAACUUAUCAUUCAAGGAAAAAAGCAGCCCAGAAACCGAAGCAUGGGAAUUGGAAUCAACCAUAUCAGUUGCAGAGUCCACAGAAGAGACCCAAGCUACCUCUUCAUCUUCAAGGCCAAGAAAACGCAGAAGGAAAGGCAUCCCUUGCAGGUGUCCAUUUUUUUUGACAAGAAGAUAAGAUGCAACAUUUUCAUCUCCUUUUUAACUUCCUUGUGGCUCUCAAAUGGUAUGCUUCUUAAUUUUUAUUUACCUUGACUCGUAUAUUUCAUAGAAUGUCUAGUAGUAGAGAAUUGUAGAUCUCUUUGCUGCUGCAUGGUUUUUAAAAUUUCUUUUUCAAGUUUUGACAAGAUUAGUUGUUUGACAAAGCUGAUAUUAACAUAUAUUCUUUUACACUCAUUCUUUGCCUCGUCCAUGGCGAGUCUUGGCCGCUACCGACGAUGGCAACGUGGGAAGGAUGGAGGUGUUUAUGCACGCAGCGAUGAUGGGAGGAGAUGAGAACUGUCAAGGUCAGCAAUAUCUCAAAAGCUACUUCUGAGAGAGAUAUCAAAGAGUUCCUUUCAUUCUCUGGUCAAAUCCUUUAUGUUGAAAUGCAAAGAGAAACUGAAAAUACUCAGGUUGCUUAUGUUACAUAUGAGGAUUCUCAAGGAGCAGAUACUGCAAUACUUUUGACUGGAGCAAAAAUUGGUGAUCUAUUUGUAUCAAUUACUCUGGUUGAGAAUUACCAUCUUCCACCUGAAGCAAUGUCAUCAAUCCUGGAUAAAAGGAAAACUGCUACCGGGAUUGCUCCAAAUCAGGCUGAAGACGUUGUAAGUACAAUGCUUGCGAAAGGCUUCAUCUUGGGGAAGGAUGCUCUCAACAAGGCAAAAGCGUUCGACGAACGACUCCAAUUGACAUCAAACGCUUCUGCAACUGUCGCUUCCAUUGACCGGAAGAUGGGCAUAACUGAGAAAAUAACUGCAGGCACAGCAGUAGUGAAUGAAAAGGUCAGGGAGAUGGAUGAAAUGUUCCAGGUUACGGAGAAGACGAAAUCCGCUCUAGCAGUUGCCGAGCAGAAGGCAAGCAACGCUGGAACCGCGCUCAUGAGCAACUAUUAUGUGUUAACUGGAGCAGCUUGGUUUUCAAAUGCUGUAACUGCAGUUACAAAAGCUGCCGAGGAAGUGACCCAGAUGACGAAGGCAAAAGUCGAGAAAGCCGAUGAGGAGAAAGAGGAGAGUAUAUACCACGAAAGAACCGGGAUCAUCAAUAACUUUGCCGAGUUCCAUCUCGACGAGCCUUUACCGGGGGAGCCUGCUAUUGUUCCAGUUAAUUCAGCUGAUAGAUAGACAGUAAGUUGUGAAUCAUACGCAUGAAAACCUACACUUGUGAAAUACAUUGCUUUCCCCAAUCAACUGUAUGAUAUAUACACUUUCAUCUAGAGGUGCUCCAAUUACAGGGUUUACUUCUUUAUACACCUGCUCCUGUUGAAAUGUCAUGACGUUCUUUUGAGUGAAAAAUUCACUUUUUGAAUACUUGAUUA
Molecule: messenger RNA, 1556 nt
Organism: Cucurbita pepo subsp. pepo (vegetable marrow)
Lineage: Eukaryota; Viridiplantae; Streptophyta; Magnoliopsida; Cucurbitales; Cucurbitaceae
Product: binding partner of ACD11 1-like
Molecular function (GO): RNA binding
Source: RefSeq, a predicted model, not a curated record